Didymodactylos carnosus is the source of this 609-nucleotide messenger RNA. Lineage: Eukaryota; Metazoa; Rotifera; Eurotatoria; Philodinida; Philodinidae. The record is from the annotation of a GenBank genome assembly.
AUGCGAACCGAAGAUGAAAAAUUCAACGCUCUGCUCGGACGACUACGUCGAGGCGGAUGCACAGAUGCAGAUUAUGAAUUACUACAAACUCGUGUCGUUGGUGGCGGUGAAGUUGAAUCAUUAAACACGAUCCACUGGGCACCAAUGUUAGUUUUCCACAACGAGUUACGAACGCUGCUAAAUAACCUUGCUGUAGCUUCCCGAUCAUUAGAAACCAACGAAGCCGUAGUUAUAUGCCCUAGUGUUGAUACAAUUAAAUCCAAUUUAAUCGACAAUCGCACCUUGCGCAAAUUCGUACAAGUGUUGCCUGACAACAAAACCGAUGGUCUUCCUGGUAUUUUACCGUUAGUCAAAGGAAUGCCGGUGUUAUUGACUGAUAACAUAGCAACAGAGCUCGGGUUAUCGAAUGGAUCAUCUAGAACAUUUCACUCACUUGUUUAUACAGAACCAAGAGAUGAAGAAGACAAAACAAUCAAUGAACAGCAAUCGUCAUCAUCAUUAGACCCAGCACAACCGAACCGGUUUCCUCCAAAUACCGUCACUCUGAAAUAUCCAUUAUAUGCUCUAAUUGAAAUCCAAAAAUCGAAAAUAAAAUCAGAUCUCAAAUAA